AUGGCCAACCGCGGAAAGACUUACGACCCCAAAGUCCACACCAUUGCGGAUUUGAAGGAACAUGGCUGCGCCAAUCUUCCCAAGAUGUACAGCGGUUCUAUAGAUUACUUCAACGAGGGUGCCAUGGACUUGUUAACACUUAGGGACAACGAGGAGGCAUACAACCGCUACAAAAUCCGCCCGCGAAUCCUGGUCAACGUGCAGGAUGUAGACAUCAGCGGCGAGAUCUUUGGAUGCAAGACGGCGCUGCCUCUGGGCUUCAGUCCCGCGGCGAUGCACCGCCUGGCUCACCCCGAUGGCGAGCUUGCGACUUCGCGCGCCGCCGCCAAGGCUGGUAUUUGCAUGGGCUUGUCGUCGUAUGCGACCGAGUCAAUUGAGGAUGUUGGCGCCCAAGGACUCGGCAACCCCUACGUGAUGCAGGUCUGCGUUGUUAAGGACCGCUCGGUUACGCUCCAGAUCCUGCAACGAGCUGAGGGUGACAAGAACGACUUCGAUCCUUCGCUCGACUGGGAGACUGCCAUUCCGUGGCUGCGGCAGAACACCAAGCUGCAGCUGUGGAUCAAGGGCGUGUACGGCGCCGAGGACGUCCAUCUGGCCAUCAAGUACGGCCUCGACGGCGUCAUCAUCUCCAACCACGGCGGUCGACAGCUGGACGGCGUGCCCGCAACCCUAGAUGCUCUCCGCGAGUGCGCCGUCGCAGCUGGCGGCAAGAUCCCCAUUGCCGUCGACGGCGGCAUCCGACGCGGCACCGAUAUCUUCAAGGCGCUUGCCAUGGGCGCGACUCACUGCUUUGUGGGACGAAUCCCCAUUUGGGGUCUUGCGUACAAUGGACAACAGGGUGUCGAGCUGGCCCUCAAAAUCCUCACAGAUGAGUUCAAGAUUACCAUGGCUCUCGCCGGAUGCAAGACGAUCAAGGACAUUACUCGAGACCACCUACGAUACCUCGACGGAAACGGCAUGUUGGCCAAGCUGUAA
This is a messenger RNA of Ilyonectria robusta, 975 nucleotides long. RefSeq lists its product as uncharacterized. Lineage: Eukaryota; Fungi; Ascomycota; Sordariomycetes; Hypocreales; Nectriaceae. The record is from RefSeq and is a predicted model, not a curated record. Gene Ontology annotation, molecular function: oxidoreductase activity; FMN binding. The transcript is spliced from 6 exons. The coding region runs from base 1 to 975 and encodes 324 amino acids.